This is a messenger RNA of Drosophila obscura, 4001 nucleotides long. Its product is annotated as zinc finger CCCH domain-containing protein 13. The coding region runs from base 218 to 3280 and encodes 1020 amino acids. NCBI's taxonomy places the organism in Eukaryota, Metazoa, Arthropoda, Insecta, Diptera, Drosophilidae. The transcript has 5 exons. The record is from RefSeq and is a predicted model, not a curated record.
CAUUCGAUUUUCAAGUUCUUUUUCGUUUUUUUAAAGAUUUUUUUUGUUUGUGGUGUGUUUUUAAUUAAUGAUCUACGGCAGCCCAGCCCAGAGUGGAUGUUUUCAACUACAAACUGCAUUUAAAACCCAAUAAUCCAUAGACGAUAGACGAUAAAACUGUACUACAAGGAUAUUACUCGUUUGAGACGCACACACACAUUUGGCAGACAUUGAAAAUAUGGCGCUGCGCUUGCGUCGAGACGUGCAGAAGGCCUCGUACUAUGUGUGGUUCUUGGGCGCAGAGGAGGCCAAGGGAUUGCGAGGCCCACGCGUCAUCAAUUCGGUGCUGCCGUAUCUGGUGGACAGAUCGCGCGGCCAGGAGCCGCUGAAGGUGACGCUUCAGGUCUCCCACAAGGGCAUCAAAAUCGUGCAGGGGGCAUCAAAGCAUUUGAUACCACACAGUGCCAUAACCAGCUCCGUGCAGACCGACGAUAUCGUGGCCUGUGUCCUGCUGCUGUAUAAUCCGGCCACCAAGUGUCCGCUCCAUGUCCACGCCUACCGCUGCGACUCGGAGACAACGGCGGAGGCGUUGCACCAACAGCUGCAGGUCCUCAUCAAUCGUCCCGAUAAUCAAAAACGAUUCGAGGAGCUGGAAACAAGAUUGGGCAUUUUGCCGCCGCUUCCAAUCAGCAGCAGCAACAACAAUAACAACCAUCACAUUGGCAGCAACAGCAACGACAAGCGACACGAGUCGAGCACAAAGUCCUCCCAGCACCACCAUCAUCAGUCACAACAGUCGGCGUCCUCCGCUGGCUAUGCGGCCCACCAGAGUCGCCGCCACGAGACAUCAUCGCCGAAGCGCUUCAGCAGCUCCCUGGGCAGCGACACGGGCAACAGCACACGCGAGUCCGAGUGCAGCGAGGAGCAUGUCGUGGCCGGCUCACCGGUCUCCCGGUCGCCGCCCCACGGCAAGCACCAUGCGUCACAGCCACAUCCACACCCACAUCCGUUGCACCAUCCGCCACUGACGCCGCAGCAGAACAGCGAGCUGUUCGACUCGCUGGCCGCCGAGCUGCGGGCCAAGCUGAAUGGCAAUGGACCGCCGCUGCUGCUGCCGCCCCGCGACUACGACACCGUGCACCGCUCCAAGGGCAACCUGACGGCCAUCGAGCUGCGACGCUGUCGCAAUGCAUUGAUUGUGGGUGGCUCGCCCAAGGGUCCAGCGUCAGGCGGCGGCACGCCCCAGCCCCUGGCCACGGCCACGGCCAAUGCCAAUGGCAAUGGCAAGCAGGUGUCGUCGAGGGGAUCCUCGGGCAUUGGCUCCGAUCUGGCGCCCAGUCCGGAGAGGCAGGAGCUCAAUAGCUCCAGCGAUGACGAGCACUGGUCGAACGAGGCGGACAACUCGGUGAUAGCGCUCAAACCGUCACAAAUCGCAAUACCGCAUCAUGUGCAGCUGAAGCGGAAGAGCGCCGUGCAGCCGCCCGAGGAUAGUUAUCUGAGGGAUCUGCCGGCCAAGCCGUAUCAGCCCAGGCCCAGCGAUCGCGAAUUGGAAAGGGAGCGGGAAAGAGAACGCGAACGGGAACGCGAGCGCGAGCGCGAAAAGGAGAGGGAGCGAGAACGCACCAAGACUCCAGGCUCAGUCUCGAACAAGCCGUGGAAUCGUGAGGAUGACAUCAAGCCGAUCAUUAUGCGACCAGCCGACUACGAUGCAAAAUUCAAUCGCGUCAUGCAGCAGGAGCAGCCGACCGCACAGACGGGACAGCAGCAGCAGCUGCAGCUGCAGCCGGCCAAGCUGCGGGACACGGACAAGUACAAUGAGAUCAAUCGAUUGCUGAACAAGAAGCUAUCCAGCCAUGACAGGGAACGCGAGCGAAAGGGCCGCUCGUCCCGUCUCGAUGAGAAUCUGGAUGACUUUGACGAUUCGGAUCCGGGCAGUGGGCACGAGAAGCUGCCGCAGCACCAGCAGCAGCAGCACCAUCACCGCAAGGAGAACCUCACGGACAAGCAAAAGUUCAUGGAGUACACAACAAAGAAGCAGCAGCUGCAGCAGCAGCAGCAGCACAGCCACCAUCAGAUGCACAAGUCGUAUGCGGCGGAGGAGUCGCAGCGCUAUGGCGGCAGCCGUCAUCGCUAUGUAGAGCCAUCGGAGCUGCCGUUCGAGCAGCUGGCACAGCCGGCACAGGGCGGUGCUGGUCCACCAGGUGGUGGCCACAACAAAUAUGCUGCAGUGCAUCGGGGCUCGGAUCUGGGUCAGCGCACAACAGACAGAAGGCAUGAUCGAGAGCGUGACAGAGACAGAGAGAGGGGGGAGCGGGAACGAGAUCAUUCCCGGGAUCGUAAUCCAUAUCGCGAGGCGGAAAGCCUACCCUACAUCCAGAGCAUGGAGAAGAUGAUGAAGUCGACGGGCAUGCGAUACGGUGAACCGCCAAAUCCCGACCCACGCAAGCCACGCUCCGAGCGGGAACGAGAACGGGAACGGGAUAGGGACAGGGGAGACUUUGUGGCGCCACCAGCCAGCCAGGCAUCGCAGCGGGACCGCUUUCACGAUGCCAAGGACAAGUUCCGGGCCAUGGAGCAGCGGCCGGGCAGUCGCUAUGAGCUCGAUGAGCGCGAUAUGCCCGCGACCGUCGCCCCGUCCGUUCCCGAUGCCUAUAGAUCCUCGUCGCGUCGCAGACGCGGCUCUGUGGAGCCGCCAGCCACGUAUGAGCAGUGGAGCGAGGAGGAGGAGAUUCCACAUCUCGAGCGCAAUCAAUUGAGCCGAUCCCGGGCCCGUUCCCGCAGCGACUGGGAACCGGAGCCAAAGCCGCAGCCCCGACACGUACCCGAGCGACGCGACCGAGAGAGGGAGCGCGAGCGGGAACGCGAUCGGGAUCGUGACUACAAUCGCCGAGGGGAGGAGAUUCCACUGCCCCGAGAGCAGUCCCGGGACCCCUAUCGCCAUGACCGAGACCGUGAGAGGGAGCGGGAGCGGGAGCAGGAGAGAGCGAGGGAUCCGCACCAGGUGGGUCGCCAUCAGGUGCGGGCCCAUUCCCGCGAAUACUUGCAGCCGUCGGAGACCAAAUCGAGCUCGGGCUCGGCCCGGGGCCACCACAUCGAGCGCUAUCCCUCGCCCGCACCGACGCCAAGCAGCAGCAAUGGCAGAUCCGUGGAGGGUGGCGGAGGCGGAGGAGGAGUAGGCUCAUCGUCCGCUGCCGGCAAGCCACUGGCCAGCAUGCCCAAGGGCUAUCGUCACAGCUAUGCGGAGCCGGUGUUCGCCCGUUCCGGCGGACGCGUUGGCCUCGCUGCCGUCAAUCCCUACUAGGACGAUACCCGGUAGAACGCAAAGAACCGUGCAACGAAAUCCAUACUAAUCGAAUUGGAAUCACAUAAACAUAUAGAAAGUUAUAUAUAUAAAUAUAUACAAGCCUAUAAUAGCUAUAUAUAUCCACUUGUAUGCUAAGAGACGAUUCCACCCCAAAAACCCAAACCCAAGCCCAAGCCCCUGUCCAUGCUGACACUGACACUGAUAUAUAUACAUACAUACAUCUAUAUAUAUACAUUGUAACUAAUAUACUCAAUUCCUGGUCCCCAGACCUCCCUUUUAGGAGUUCGGCGAUGGACCACGAACGCAGUGGGACCCACACAAAAUGCGCCUUCAAUGGGCCGCCAGACCCUGUAAUUAUGUGCCUUCAGAGAGAUAUCUUGUGUGUUUUUAUUAUUUACUAUAUAUACAUAUAUACGCAUAAUACCUACUGAUUUAGCCUACGAUUAGUGUGUUAUCUAAUAGCGAACAGAACCAUUAAUAAAUCAAUCCAAUCGGAUCGCAUCGGAUCGUUCUCGUUUCUUGAUCUAUAUAUAUAUAUUUUUUUUUUUUUUGCUACCUUAAGUUGCGCGGUUGAUUGGUAUUUCCCCCACUCCCCUAUACAUUUUUUUUUUUUGUAUUUGCUAUACAGCUCACAUAUGAUAUGACAUCUGAUGAUAUCUGAUACCUGUGUGCAUUAAAUAGUUAAAUAUAUACCUUUAUACAUACAUAAAUACAUACA